Molecule: messenger RNA, 4935 nt
Organism: Torulaspora delbrueckii
Lineage: Eukaryota; Fungi; Ascomycota; Saccharomycetes; Saccharomycetales; Saccharomycetaceae
Gene: ESC1
Product: Esc1p
Exons: 1
Coding region: 1-4935 (1644 amino acids)
Source: RefSeq, a predicted model, not a curated record
AUGCCUAACACUCGCGAGGAUUCGAUAAGGAAGAACAAUAAGCGACUGAGAUUGGCUACGCCGAAGAGAAACUGGAAACGGUUUGAAUCAGUUGUACAGCAACGUCAUAAGGGAAAACGACAUAUAGUACAUCGUAGUCGAAGGGUAGAGUACAAAGUAUAUAAGCCAGCUGAGACCGGGAAAACACUAAGGAAUGAAAAUACUUCGAAUGAAAGUUCAAAAGUACUGGGAUGGUUGGAAUCAAUGAUAAAAAGGGGCCGUUCUGUUCUGUCGUCUCUGAACGAGGAUGAGAAAGCUUUCGAUUUGGAGUUACAAGAAGAAGCUAGACAAUCGUUAGCCCAUGAAAGAUUAGUGGAAAGUGUUUUGAAUGAAGACUUAGAAGCUCCUGUUACUACGUCUGCAGGCAAUGGUUACGGGACGGAUACGUCAUUCAAGAACUUUAACAGUAUAUUGCACAAUAGUCUUGCUGAUACUGCCGAAUUUGAUGAGGGCAAUUCGAAUGAGGAGUUAUUCGAGGAUCAAGAUGAGGAAGCAGAGCUUGACGACAGAGCAACUCGUUUUGCAGAUUCAAUUGGAGAGAUUAAUGUUCCUGGCAGUUCAUUUGCGAUUCUUGAGGAUGUCGAAAACCAAGAUGCAGAAAAAGGGUGGAACUCUGGUUUCGAAGGGAAUUCAGAUGCUUCAUUAGAUGAUGUAGCGCAACCUGAAAAUAAUCAAAAUGAGGAUGAUGAGGAUAUAAUUGAACUGAUAAGCUCAAGCGACCAACCAGGCAUCUCCGAAGAAGAAGGAAAUCAACGGUCUAACGACGAGAAUUGGGGUGAACAAGCCAUUCAACUGUCUCAGGAUGAGGAACCUGAAGAAGAUGAGAUGGUCGAUGAAGAGAGCCAAGAAGAAGAGCAAAAUGAGCAUCAAUUUCACAUCAGAUUUGAUCCAGCAAACAAAGCUGAUCUUGAUGGUGAAGAUGAACCAAUGUAUGAAUCAGACAACACAAGUGGUGACGAACACGGUAUGAGCCACGUACAGAUUGGGGAGGAAGAGAUAGGCAGUCAAAGUGAAGAAGCGGAAGAAGAAGCUAGCCCGGUGGAAAUAGAAGAUCAAUUGCAGAUAAGGAUAGGCGAACAGGACGAUCAGGAAGACAUUAACGAAAGUGAUCAGCAAUAUGCGCAAUACCAAAGAGAUUCAUAUACUGAGGAUCCUGGGGUUAGCGACGGUGUUUACGAUUCCACCGAAAAUGGCGUCAUCCGUCACUCACCACCCUCCACGAUUAAGGGCGAUGGGAUUGAAGCAUUUAAAGGUCAGCCCGAAACUUCUAAUGACUUCUCUUGCCGGCCCGAGGCUGCCCAGAUUGCCGUUGAAGGUUCUGAGACCCCAAUAAUUGCAGGUAGUUCGAGUACUGAAAAUGUCGAGCCAGCCAAGAGAGAGAUUUAUACCGACCAAAGCAUUAACCAUUCGCCAUCCAAUUCGCCAUUUCUAUCAGGCGUGGAUGCUUGCGACUACAAGGCUAUAGCUAAUGCAGUGAUAAACCAGAUACCUCUCCAAGCAGAAGAGUUAGAUGUAGGUGUUGAAAAUGAGGACGGAGCUCAUAAUGACGAUGUAAAUAUCGACUCAACCAGGGUAAUCAAGGCGUCCUAUCCUAAUCAGACUACAAGGCACGAUACUUCCCAUAAUGAUGAUCAGGAUGAUGAGGACGAGGGCUUUGUACAAACUGUUACCAAGGUAACUAAAACAGACACCGACUCCGGUGUAAAUGGCCUAAUAAUCCACGAGACAUCCACAGUAGAACAAGAGCACCCAGAAACUAAUUCCUUCUCUUUAGACGAAACCACCAUUUAUCACUCAUUUGUGGAUGAAGAUACUGACGGUAGAACCGUAGAUCACUUAUCACCAAUCAAAGACAUCAAAAAGGAAUUCGAAGUUAAAAUUGUCUUCACGGAGUCAGUGUACAGCUCAUCAUCGUAUGACGAGAACGACAAUGUCGCAGAGGAGGAACCAGAUUAUAUUUCACCACUUACGGAGAAUCCGUUCCAGCAUGCGUCCGAUGGAGAGGAUAAAGACAUAUUGAAGAGGACUUUAGCGUCACUAGAAGGAAGAACGGAUAAUGGAAAGAUCGCCAUUGGGACCAAUUCUGUUUCUGCGGCCGAAGAAAAUAGAUCUCAAACCAAUCCAAGUGAGCCAAGGGGGUUGUUGAAUGUUGUACAUUGCAAGGGAGGCCAUGAUAUCCAUGAUGAUGAUAGGGUCUCAAGAUCUUCUUAUACAGGUGGUGAAAACUUUGGGCCAUUUCCUGCAGAUAUAAAACUUCAUGGAGGUUUGCGCACUCGAGAGUCCUCCGUAACGUAUAUGUCGAAUGCCAUUGCGGCCCGGGAUGAGACGGCUAGCGCCAGUCAUGACAAAAGUUCCCAGUAUAAUGGGCAAACCGCUUCUCGUCGUGAAGAGCAUGGAAGCUUGAGUCACCUAAAAGAAGAAGAAAUUUCAGAGUAUUUAAGCGCAGUACUCGAAGCGUCAGGCAGGAUCGAAGACGGUACAGGUCCGAAUGAGGCUUCCACGGAUUUUUAUAUUGAAGAAAUGAACAUCCCUGAAAUGAACAUCCAUCCUUUGGUUCAGACUGAACCAAUAAUAGAGGCUAAUGAAUCAAUUAUUUGUGGCUCACCUGCCAGGGAUACGGUCGACGCUAUCUACCACGAGAUGAAGAUUAUAGAAGACAUAACUGAAUGUAGAGGGACUACGCGCUCGGAUGAUGAGAUUGUGGUCAUUAUACAAACAACGCCUAUCAUUGAAGUCCCUUUCGCGUCCCACGACUUUUGGCCUGCCCAGUCAAUUGGUGAAAGAACAGAUAGCCCACCAGCAACUCAAUUUUACGAUGAAGAUCAGUUUGCUGCUUCACGAAAAAGGACAUUUUCUACGCUAGAAGAUGAUGCAAGUGUUGAUGAAACGCUUACUACCGCUCGACAAAAUACAACCGAGUGGUUUGCCAAAGUUUCAGAUACUACUACCCGUAAUGAGGACAGUGAGGUCGACCAACCUGAAACUUCGCAAUCCUUGGAAGCAGUGCACCUAGCGGCACAAGAGCAACAGACCAAGAUAAGAAAAUCUGCUCUAUCAUCGGACGACCACUAUGAUGCUCCUUCGGCGGGUCAAAACAGUACUCUAUUUGGACACCUAGCUACAGGCUCCCUGCCGAAAAAGUUAAUCUCUUCUCCUGUGCGUGCAAUUUCUUCAAUCGUCACCGGGAUGAAGGAAGUGGGUAGUGUUGCAUCCAGUUUUGUAAAAAGUCUUGAUUUAAUGAAUUUGGAGGAUGACACACAGAAGCAAGAAACGCCAGAUGAGCACUGCGACAAAGUGGUUGUGAAGGAGCAAAAGACGACUUUAGACAAGUCCAGUAGUUCAGAAAAUAUGGCGCAUCAAGUUACGGAGGAAAUUAUCAUAGAGAAGGACAUUGUUGAGAAAAAGAGUACAGAAUUUACAAUCGAAGAGGUCGCCUUAGAAUCCAGCACCGUGGAGUCUGACACUGCGAAGCCUGACAUUAAGGAACAAACCAUAACGCUAGAGUCGAAUCGUAACGACAAAUAUUCAAGCAAUGCCAUUAAUGAGCAAAACAUCAGUGAUGAUAACGUUAAUGAGGAUAAAGCGUCUAUUUCACAAGCUCAUGAUGAAAUCGUUAGGGAAACUUCCGAUGAUGGAUGUACCAUUGAAAGGCAACGUAUCGCAGAGCUUGAAGUUAAUAUGUCGGAUGCUGAUGGCAGUCAUAUUGAUCAAGGUUUCAGGCCAAAGUCACCGCCUCAUGAUGGAAAUUUCACCAGUGAGAACUCGAGACCUUCAAAUCUACCAGUAACCUUUGAUGACAAGGAAAAACAAGAUGUAACGAUCUACGUUGAAGUCGAGAGCUCGUCAUCAUCUGAUGAGAAUCUGACAUUGGAGCUUUAUCCGGCAGACUCUCUUCAUAGCUUGGGUGAAAAAAUAAUCGAGAAUGAUGAAGGGCAAAAGAAUUCUUCAGGAGACGAGACAUCUGAAGCAGAAGAAAAGAAUCGAUGUAGAAAUGAGGUGACCAUAUCUAAUGUGCGGGCCUUACAGCAGCUGGCCAAGAAAAUAAGCAGUGCACAACCGGCGAGCUCUGAUGAGGACGAAAAAACCAGUAAUGCCCCAGCCGAAGAGUCUGAUAAAGAAAGUUUGCCAAUUGGUGUUGAAGUUGAUACUGAAAAUCAAAUUGACCUUAAAAUUAGUACUCAAGAUGACUCUCAAGCAGACGUGUCAAUUAUCAAAGAAAGAGAUCCUUAUCCGGUGGAAUCUACAUUAAUAUCCGAUUUCAAUGUCUCGAAAAUUGGCAACAGAAAUGACUCCGGCCUUGUGAGAGACGAAGCUCUCUCAAACCAGCCCCAAUCCGUCUCUGCUAGUAACUUCGAAGGACAUGUGUUACCUGCAAAUCUUCCAUCAGAUCCACCUUCGGAGGAAAGCUCUGACCCUAGCGACGAUGAAUCGGAGGAUAAUGGGAACAUGGCAGAUCUAAAAGGCGAUCCCAGUGAAUAUCAGGGCGAGCUCGAGAAAGCUUCCCCAAAUUAUUACACUAUUGAGGGCAGCAGCGAUGAAGGUGAGGGGAGAGAGAUACCCGUUAAAGUCGAAAGCAAGGCAUGUGAGGCUCCAGUUCCUGUUCCAGUGCAAGUGGAAGAAUCUCCCGAAGAAAACAUCAUCGAAGACAGAGAUGAAGAUAUCGAUUCAGCAGUGGAGAACGAAAACGUCACUUCCGGCUUGCUCCAAUCAUCAAGCACCAAACCACAGAAACGCAAGUCUACCUUGCCUGCUUUACAAAAGCAGACAGGCCUCACGAAAACUCGCAAGAAGGCAAAACUGGGCAAGAAAGAUGACAAAAGAUCAAAAAAAUGGAAUCCUAAAAAUAAAAACUCUAAGGCAAAGAAGAGAAGAAACCAGCGUGAAAAGAAGUUAUAG